Erinaceus europaeus (western European hedgehog) is the source of this 1844-nucleotide messenger RNA. RefSeq names its product pleckstrin homology domain containing B1 (gene PLEKHB1). The transcript is spliced from 8 exons. Gene Ontology annotation, cellular component: membrane. The coding region runs from base 44 to 859 and encodes 271 amino acids. The record is from RefSeq and is a predicted model, not a curated record. Lineage: Eukaryota; Metazoa; Chordata; Mammalia; Eulipotyphla; Erinaceidae. Gene Ontology annotation, biological process: regulation of cell differentiation.
GGCCCUAGGGUAGUGGGGCCCUGGGCACAGCCUAGGGAGUGGAAUGCCCCAGGCGCUGUGGGGCGUAGGCGCAACGAAUUGGGUGACUUCAGCAUCAAGUAACCGCUGUUUUGGCAGCAGCAUCUGCAACAGGUGUAGACAGGUCCCACCCGACGCCGCACUGGAAAGUCCUUUUGAAGAAAUGGCCCUGGUCAGGGGCGGCUGGUUGUGGAGACAGAGCUCCAUCCUCCGCCGCUGGAAGCGGAACUGGUUUGCCCUGUGGCUAGAUGGGACCCUUGGCUACUACCACGAUGAGAACGCGCUAGACGAGGAGGACCGUGUGCUCAUCCAUUUCAACGUCCGUAACAUAAAGAUUGGCCAGGAGUGCCGAGAUGUGCAGCCCCCAGAGGGCCGGAGCCGAGACGGCUUGCUGAUCGUGAACCUACGCGAGGGCUCCCGCCUGUACUUGUGUGCAGAGACCCAGGAUGAUGCCAUAGCAUGGAAGACAGCACUACUGGAGGCGAACUCCACCCCGCCCCCAGCAGGAGUCACCAUCCCUCCCAGAAGCCGCCGGCUUUGCCCUAAGGUCAGGUGUGUGACCCACUUGCGGAGCCCCUGUAAAUUUGAGAGGCGAAUCUGGGUGCGUGUCUACAGCCCAUACCAGGACUACUACGAGGUGGUAGCCCCCAAUGCGCACGAGGCUACAUACGUCCGCAGCUACUAUGGACCACCCUAUGCAGGUCCCGGCGGCGUGACGCACGUGGUGGUGCGGGAGGAUCCCUGUUACAGCGCGGGCGCCCCGCUGGCCAUGGGCAUGCUCGCCGGGGCUGCCACGGGCGCCGCGCUCGGCUCUCUCAUGUGGUCGCCGUGCUGGUUCUGAGCCCCGCAACUCGGCCUUGGGCCCUACACAUAGACUAACAGACGCCUUUUGUCCUGACUCCCCUCCUACCACCCCGCCCCAACCCCAAUUCUAAGCCCUGCCCCAUUUUGUCCCUGUCCGUCCAUCACCACUUUCUGGGCUUGGAAAAACAGCCCCAUCUUCACCCCAAGGCGAGAAGCAACAUAUCUAGGCAUAAAAAUAACUCAAAACCCUCCAUAUCUACAGCUAGGCAUCACAGGAAUCCGCUGUGAUUCCUCUUUAAAAAAAAAAACUAACAGAAAAUCUAAUUUGACUUAACAGGUCACCUUGUAAAGUUUCAGAGUUUGUGGUGAGAACUGGAUCUGUAAACAGUUUACAAGGCAGAGAGUGAGGAAGUCGACGGGAGUGUAACUGCUGGCAGAAUGCAGAGCCAUGAAUAGUAUCAUGGCAUGUCCAAGGAAUCUUGGGCAGAGGUCAGAUUACGAUGAACCUCCAAAACCUAAGGAACUUGCUGUAUAAAGGGGAAAUGAAUGUUUUUGAGUGAUGUUUCAUUACUACGUGUUUUUAAUACUUAACUCAAUUCAACUCUCCCUCUACAGCCCCUUGCUGGGUAGGUGGGGCGUGGGGAGCUGUGAACACUGCUGGACCCUAAUUAUGGUGCUUCCACCAGGAAAUGCACUUAAUGGGCGACAGGAGCCUGGCCCUCAGUUCAUAGCUAUGGCUGUCACCACCUCAGGCUUUGUCUCUUCCUUCCCUCUGAGGGAGAUGACAAGGUUCUUCACUGAGGUCUGAUCUACCUUUGUGUCAGUUUGGAAGACACCUCGGGUGCAGGUGGCCCAGCAGUCUCUCCACCUGGCCUCCUUCCAACUUCCUUCCCCAGUCUGUCCUAAUCACCGCCAGAAAUGCUAACAUCCAUGCCUGUAGCCAGAGUAGCCUGCUAAUGUUCCCUUGUAGAUGGGAGUUCCAUUGGCUCUGUUGUAGUCUAAUAAAAGUGUGGCUGGCUCUA